UUAGUCGUUCUUUAGUUUCGACUAAGCAUCCGUCGAAGAUAGAGGAUCCUAGUUACACCACUUCCUCUUCCGGCUUACGGCUCGAUCUUUCUAUCUACGGUGUUUCAUUUCGUGCCUCGAAUAAGAUUACUUCAAAUGGGAAAUUUGAAAAAUUUCUUGGUGCUUCCGAGACAUUCGAUCAGUGCGAUUAAUUGAUCAUUGUGUUUCGUUCUCUAAAAAUGUGAAAUCUUCAUGGAAUUCAAACGAUGGAGUUUGGAAAUAAACGAACGUUAGAGUGUCAAUGAUAAUUGUUAUCGAUAAAGUGUUAAUAAUAAAGGUUUUCUUCCAUUUUGCUUUCUUCCAUAAGCGAUGGAACGACGGAGGAUACCGCGAAGAAGAGGCCUUUCCUCUGCGGAAACCCGAACUGAUUUAUCGACGAGUACGUCCACUCAGCAAUCGGAAGUAAUAGUGAGGUUACAGCCUAUCAACGGGAACUCGGAGAUCACAGGAUGCAAAGAUCGACCUCACAUUUGUGGAAAAGAGGCGGCUUGUCGCAGUUUCGACGACAACACGUCCAAGUGCGUCUGCCCCCAUGAUUUAUCCCCUCCGACGACGGACCUGAAGUGUCCGAACCGUUUAAUAGUUCCCUUAACCCCUCGACCCAUACCUAAUAUAAUACCCCCAAAUGGUAACUCUACCAAUAGCACAACCGCUCUUCCAGAAGCUGAACAGUAUUUUCAUACUGUCCAACAGGUGGAGCGAUCAAGACAAAGGGUACCUGAAAUAAUAGGAAUUGCUCUAGCUUUCGUCGCGGUAUUAGCAAUAUUGUUGAGCAUAGUUUACUGCGUGAAGAAACGGAGUUACAACGUGAAAUCGCAGAGGAAUUCUCUGGAUGGAACACCAAUGAACCUAAAAAAGGGACUACUACUAGCGAAUAAGUACACACCUAAUCCACAGUAUUUCAGCUGCGCUUCGCCGGAAGUACCGAUUCUGCAGCGCGAAUCUCUCAUGUUCCUGCAGGACAUUGGCGAGGGUUGCUUCGGGAAAGUGUAUAAAGGAGAAUUAAGCACCGGAGAAUCGAAGGAGAUCGUUGCCAUAAAGGUGCUGAAGGACAGCGCGUCGCGCGAGGCUGAAGAAGACUUUAUGCGAGAGGUCGACAUCAUGUCCACGUUUGGACAUCGAAAUAUUUUAUCCUUGAAAGGGGUGGUGCUUCGCGAUGGCAACAGCAGCCCUUGGAUGGUAUUCGAAUAUAUGCCCUUCGGAGAUCUUGCUGAAGUUCUGCGAUCGAACUCCCGACAGCUUAGAUCGUCGAAACCAGGUCUGCAACCUUUGACUCAGGAAUCUCUGCACUGGAUAACGAUCCAGAUCGCGGCUGGUAUGACUUAUCUAUCGGGUCAGAGAUUCGUCCAUCGAGAUCUGGCUUGCAGAAAUUGUCUCGUUGGCGAGGAUCUGAUCGUGAAAAUCGCAGAUUUCGGGAUGUCACGAGACGUAUACACUUGCGACUAUUAUAAGAUAGGAGGUUCUAGACUUCUACCCGUUCGAUGGAUGUCACCUGAAAGUGUGAUGUACGGUCGUUUCACCCUGGAAAGUGACGUCUGGAGUUUCGGGGUUGUUUUAUGGGAAGUCUACUCUUUCGGCAAGCAACCGUAUUACGGGCACAACAACGAGGAGGUAGUUAAAUUGAUAUUCCAAGGAAUAAUGCUGAUCCCACCGGAAGGAUGUCCGCCAUUCGUGUGCCAAUUAAUGAGGGAAUGUUGGAAAACGGAUCCGAAAGACAGAAUAAAAUUCGCUGAAAUAUUAGAGAGGCUUGAGAAAGCGAAAGAUAAAUCCAUCCAACAGUAUACGUUGCCGAGGCCACCUCAAGGGCCAGUUACCAUUCGUACACCGGAUGUUCUCGAUCCUGACGGCUAUUUAUUGCCAGCCCCAACCAAACCCCACGAAUAUUUGCAAACUUUACCAGCCUUAUCGGACUGAAUCAUUCAUUGAUAACGAUGACAUAGAUUAAAGUCAAUGAUAUCAGGGAACUCGUGAAAGUUCGACGAACUUUCGUUGUCCAGGAAAUAGUAUUAAUACAUUUGUAAUGCUAAGGGAAUGUAACAUAUGUACUUUGAAAUAAUUUAUUAUUAACUAGGGAUCAGAAAGGGAAUUGUACAUGAUUGUUACAGGUUCGUACCGUAGAAUUCCAUCCGUGAACAUCGCUUCCUCUAUUCGAUAUUUUUACAAAUACGAAAGAUGUUUCCAGCAUACGCGAUCAUUGUAUUAAAUAAUAAAAUUUUUAUUAAAUUUC
This is a messenger RNA of Osmia lignaria (orchard mason bee), 2266 nucleotides long. Its product is annotated as tyrosine-protein kinase transmembrane receptor Ror. Gene Ontology annotation, molecular function: transmembrane receptor protein tyrosine kinase activity; ATP binding; neurotrophin binding. The record is from RefSeq and is a predicted model, not a curated record. Lineage: Eukaryota; Metazoa; Arthropoda; Insecta; Hymenoptera; Megachilidae. Gene Ontology annotation, biological process: multicellular organism development; cellular response to nerve growth factor stimulus; positive regulation of phosphatidylinositol 3-kinase/protein kinase B signal transduction. Gene Ontology annotation, cellular component: signaling receptor complex; axon; plasma membrane.